Molecule: messenger RNA, 2295 nt
Organism: Acaulospora colombiana
Lineage: Eukaryota; Fungi; Glomeromycota; Glomeromycetes; Diversisporales; Acaulosporaceae
Source: the annotation of a GenBank genome assembly
AUGCUAUCAUCGAUCCCCGAGAGCAAUGAUGAAGCUUGCAAGACAGGAAAGACUCACUUCACGUCCUUGAUGGAAGACGAAGAGGAUACGCGUCCCAAAGUUCUCUUGCUUCGAAAAUUCACGAGACAAAAAAUGAACUCAUUAUAUAGGCAACGCCGCCUACUGGUAAGACGAAAACCGAAAAUCCGUCGACAAGCGAAAAUCCUCGGGAAACAGUUGAAACUUGGUGAAGAUACUUCUGAAAAACAAAAAUAUCAGGCCCAAAUAAUCGCCGGAAAAAUCAAGUCUAUUAGCAAAGCCAUUGCCACUCAACAAGAACUAGGAUUCGAUCGGCAAAAAUAUUUGCAUCAAAAGGAAAUUUUGAGACAAACCUUUGCACAAAUGGAUACUAGGACGCCCGAGGAGAUCAAGGAGAAAUCAAAAGAGUGGGAAAAAAAUGUCGAUAGAAGUACUCCGUUGAGAUUGAUCAGAUCAUUUUUGGCUUCAACAAAGGGCAAAAUGAACGGCAGAAAGGUUCAAGAGGUUUUCGGGGAGUUAUUAUACAACACAAAUGAUUUCACGGAUGCAUCAUUAUAUGAUUUGCAACGCCUUGCAAAGUAUUUUUCCAAAACACAUCCACCACACGCUGUCUCGGUUUUGGAGGCGGCCUUAGAUCACGGAUUCAAGCUUACCUACGAUGAUUACCAUUUGUUGUUAGUGUUACUUAGAAAGAUCAAAGACCGACUGGGUAUAGUGAAGAUUUUUGAGGAGAUGAAGAAAAAAGGGUUUUGCCUUCAAGCUGCUGAUUACAGCGAACUCUUAAGAUGCUUGAUGGGUAAAGGUGGGAAAUGUAUUGAAUUAGCGAAAAAAUAUUUGGUCGAGGCGAAAUCACAAUACUUUAUAUUAGAUCGAAAUGCUUACGCGGCAUUAAUCGAUGGAUUUAUAGAGAGGAACGAUAUAUCAUAUGCAGGAAACAUAUUUGUAGAUUUCGUGAAGGAAGGAUUGGCCCCACCAUGUAUUAUUCUUCCCAAGGGGCUUAAAGACAAUAACGACUCCAUUAAAAAUGUACCAGACCAUGGUAACAAGGACAUUAAUGUCACGAUCAAUAAUAAAAUAAGUAAAUAUGACAUUAGUAAUGAUAAAAUCGAACAUUUGGAAGUCAUUAAAAUGCCAUCGUGGCAAAGAGCAUUGUUGGGUGAGAUUUACGCUAUACUCUUUCAAACAUUCAUUCAUGAAAACGAUCUUGAUAAGGCAAAAAAGUUCUACGGAAAAUUGAUUUCCAUUAAUCCAUCACCAGACCUAGAAUUGGUUCAAAUGAUGAUGGAAGCAUGUUUGAAUGGAAACGAAGUGAUGACCGCAAAAUUUUUGCUGAAACGCACUAGCACACCAAAUAUUGGUCGAGCUUAUGGUCAGGUGCUUGAAUAUUGCGCGAAAUGGAAACGGUUUAAACAUCUUUGGGUGGUUUACUCGCAAUCUCUGGACCAGGAAAUAAUAUUAUCCGAGAAAACGUAUAGGCACAUGAUUUUGGCGUAUUGUCAAGAAGGAUAUUCAACCGACGCGUUAAGUCUCUACAGGAAGUCCAAGCUCCUGGGCUACUUUCGGAAGGAUCUUUAUCUCCACAACCUUUUAGCCCGAAUCCUGAUGAGUAACGAACAGAUCGAUCAGGCGCAGAAUGUUUUACUGGACAUCCAGCAACUGGGGUUAAAACCCGACAUUGACACUUACAGAGUUAUGCUACUUUUCGCUGAAAUGCAGAAGAACUCAAAAAAUGCGAUUCAAGUGUUUCAGGAAAUGCGACGGCAAAAGAUGGCGGUUGAUCACGUGACACUUCUAUAUUUGAUAAGGUGCCUGUGCGCGGCUGGGGAUUUCGAGAGCUCGGAAAUGGUUAUUGAAUUGAUGCAAAGAAAUAAUAUGAGUCUGAAUAUUAAUUAUUAUAAUAUACUUAUGAGAGCCUACGGAGGCGGGUAUGAUAGAAGAGUUAAAUCUGACGGCGAUCACAUCGGUUCGCCUUGUGAUAACGAUGUGGGAAGGAAUUCAAGAAAUUCAACAAACCGCUCGGCAAUUGAAAAAGUAUUGGGCGUAUUUGAUGUUAUUCGAAAUUCAAAUCUGAUUCCAAAUGAUGAAACAUAUCACAUUUUGAUCGAGGCGUUUGCAAAAGCUGGCAACAUUGAGAUGGCCAAAAAAAUUUACAAAUCAAUGAAUGAGGUGGCGAUUCGACCAAGUCUCGAAGUAUUUCACAUCAUUUUAAGAAAUAUGAUUGAGACGCAGGGUAUAGAGAAUGGAGCCGAGAUGUUCUGGGAUCAGGAUACGCAUUAA